AUGGUCUCAUACAAAUCUUUAGCUGCUGCAGCAUUGAUGUCAGCUUCUACCUUAGCUGUAGAUGUCGAUUGUUUAGUUAACGGUGUUUCCGUUGCCACUGUAGACUUAGACACCGGUGUGUGUCCAUUCACUGUCCCAAUUUCUUUGCCAGUCUUGUUCGAAUACACUUCAGAAAACGCUUAUGAUGUUGAAUUCUACUACGUUGAUGUCCCACCAAAGUACUACACAGACAUUGAAGCUGCUGGCCGUGAAAUUGAUAUCCCAGCCAAUGCUUUAUACGGUAAGGGAUCUUUCUCAUUACACCAAGUCCACGUUACCAAGACUCCAUCUACCAACUCCACCGAAGCUAUCAGAAGAAGAUUAAUGAAGGAAUCCUUACUCGCCAGAGAUGAAGUUUCCGACUUCGUUGCUUCCCUUGAAGGAAUUGAAGGUACUGAAAUCGAAGCCACUGUUGAAGUUGUUCUCGCUUCCACUGCUUCCUCUUCUGGAUCUGGAUCCGGAUCUUCUUCUACUACUUCUGGAUCUGGUUCCGGUUCAGUUACCUCCGCUCCAGGUGGAACUGCCACUGUUACCGACAAGCACACUACUGUCGUUACUAUCACUUCUUGUUCUGACCACAAGUGUGUUCUUACCACUGUUCCAGCUACUCCAUCUGAAAUUGUUACCACUGUCAAUGAAGAAGUUACCACUUACACCACUUACUGUCCAUUGACCGGUGAUGAAACUGAAACCGUUACCCACGCUUCCACCAAGAUUGUCACCAUCACCUCUUGUUCCGACAACAAGUGUUCUGAAGCAACCGUCCCAGCUACCGCAUCUGUUGUUACCACCACAGUUGAAGCUGUCGAAUCUAUUUACACCACCUGGUGUCCAGUUGACACCACUGAAACUGUUGUUUCAGAAUCUACUGAGUACUACACUGCCACCACUGUUGCUACCUCUGAAGGUGAAGUUAUUACCAAGACUACUGUUAUCCCAGUCGUCGUCGAAACCACCGAAUACUACACCCCAGUUACCACCACUUACACUUCAGAAGGUUCAGUUAUCACUGCUACCACUGUUGCUCCAGUAACUGAAACCCCAGUUACCACCACCUACACUUCUGGAGGUGCUGUUGUCACUGCUACCACUGUUGCUGCAGUUGAAACUACUCCAGCUACUGAAGCUGAAGCAAGUGAAACUACCAUCACUCUUGAGUCCACCACCUACAAGACUGCUGUCUCAGAAUCUACUGCCGCUGCCGAAACUACUGUUGCUACAACUAGUAGUGGUUCAGCCGCAACUUCUGGUGCUGUCACCAUCCCAGCCUCUGAAAACGUUGCUGGUGCUUCCAAGGCUUCUAUGCUUGCCUUGAUUGUCAUCCCAUUGGCUUACUUCAUCUAA
Dujonia railenensis is the source of this 1383-nucleotide messenger RNA. Lineage: Eukaryota; Fungi; Ascomycota; Pichiomycetes; Serinales; Debaryomycetaceae. The record is from the annotation of a GenBank genome assembly.